GUUCUAGGUUCAACAGUAUCAGUACUAAUCAAAAUAUAGACUUGGUCCCAGAAAUUACUUUCACAAUUGAACAACAUUGCUUUGGCUGUAAAAUCUGCACACUUCUUCACACAACUAUUUAGUUUCACAUGCAAGGUCAGCUAAUAGAAAUGCAUUAUGACUCACAGGUCAUCACUUUUUGGUGCAAGUGUUGCUACAACCAUCCCCGGCCUCCCCUUUAUUAGUCUUGUAAAGAAUAAAAAGUUGUAGUUCACCACUUUGUCCACACGAUGGUGCUGAAUUCAUGUCCAAGCAUCGCUUCUGCUGAGCUGGUGGAUGUGUUGUUACCUUCUACCUAGUUUCAUCACACUGGGACGUUAGCAGCGUCAACAAGCUAGCGUUAGCAUGUUCAGCUAGCUAGCUAGCUACACCGCUACACAGAGCAACUCAAUACAGUUAAUGUUCACAGUGGACUCGGGUCGACAUGGACGAGCCGGACACCGCGGCCAUCCUCCCCGGAGACGUGCUCAGCUCCACAUCAACUGACGACGACACCACCGAGUCAAGUGGCCACAACGACGACGCUGAUGUACCGACCACCCGCUCCGUUAGACCGCCGUUGACAUGCUCGCUGCCGGUGUCUGUGGAGCCGGUGAUGUUCCUGUCCAUGUUUUCUCUGGCACUUCAGGCGCCUCUGUCCACACAGUAUCUGUGGGACCGCAUCAGCGAGGACCUCGGCUACAACGGCUCCAAGAGCUCCGGGUGCAGCAACGGCUCCGUGCCGCCGGACCCCCUGCAAACGGAGGUGGAAACCUUGACAGCCCACUGGAACCUGUACAUCAGUCUUGGGGGCUUCUCUGUAGGCCUGCUGGUGGUGCCUCUGCUAGGCUCAUGGAGUGACCACGCAGGUCGCAGGCCAGUCCUCAUCAUCCCCAACCUAGGCCUGGCCCUCCAAGCUGUGGUUUAUUUAGUGGUGAUGUACCUGAAGCUGCCUGUGGUGUACUUCCUAGUAGGCAGGCUGCUCAGUGGCCUUUCAGGGGAUUUCAACGCCAUCCUGGCCGGCUGCUUUUCUUAUGUGGCUGAUGUCAGCGACAGAGAGUCCCGCACCUUUAGGGUGGCAGUCCUGGAAGCUUGUCUGGGUCUGUCAGGGAUGCUAGCAAGCAUCAUCGGAGGGCAGUGGCGGCGGGCACAAGGCUACAUCAAUCCAUUCUGGCUGGUCCUGGUCACUAACUUGGCCUCGGCUCUGUACGCUUACCUGUUUGUCCGUGAGUCUGUCCUGCCAGACCCAAGCACCAGGCUCCUCACGUGCCGCCACCAUAAAGCUGUCUGGCACCUCUUCUCGACAGGAGGCAGCAGCAGCGAGGCGGGUGGAAGACUUCACAGAUGCAAGCUGUGGCUUUAUAUGCUGUGUUUCUUCCUGGUGGUGACCAUACACUUCGGCAGCAGGGAGUUGUACGUGUUGUAUGAGCUGAGCUCGCCACUGUGCUGGGGGCCGGCCCUCAUUGGCUACGGAUCAGCAGCUCAGCACCUGGCCUAUCUGAGCAGUCUGCUGGGGCUGAAGAUCAUGCAGCGCUGCCUGGAGGACUCCUGGGUGGCUCUCGUGGGUCUGGCCUCCAAUAUCAUCGGGCUGGUGGUCUUCUCUGUGGCUAACACCACGCAGCUCAUGUUCACAGGUUACGGCCUGUGUUUCCUCUUCAUGGCUGCGACGCCUGUGAUCAGGUCAAAGCUGUCCAAGUUGGUGGACCCAUCAGAACAAGGUGCCCUGUUUGCCACUGUUGCCUGUGUUGAGAGCUUGUGUUUUCUGGUGGGCAGCGGCGUCUUCAACUCCCUCUACCCAGCCACACUGUACUUCAUGAAGGGUUUCCCUUUCCUUCUUGCUGCCAUCAUCCUCUUAAUCCCUGCAGGAAUAAUCGGGACCCUGCAAUGUUUAGACCGCAGGAGAGACCACAGAGACUCCACAGCAUCCUGACGUAAAGGGAGGCAGAGAGCAGGACCCUGUCAGAGAGCUAAAGUGCAUUAUGUUGUCACUGUGUGAGGUGAGCAGCUCUGACACAGAGACAUCCAUCAUGUCCUUGUGUGGUGCUGGGAGAGACUUUUGAUCUUAACACAGUGAUGGGGCAGCUGCCGAGCUCAGCAAUGGCAUUCUUCCUAAUCACACCAAAGUGACUGAGACCAAAGGAUGAAGAAUCAACCUCCUCUUGACUGACUGAUGACUGUAAAACCUCUUCUGUCCUAAUAAUUAGAGAACGGAAACUUGGGUUUUGUCAAAUCUUUGCUGGCCCUAAAAACGAACCACAGUCUUUUGCUGGUCCCCUGACAUUUAUAGAAAUGGUGUAAUGAAACAAGGUUCGAUACUUGAUUUUCUUAUGUGAUUUGGUACAUUUUAAACACAGAGAAAUCAGCACCAAAGAAGUGCCGUACAUUUCCAUUUUGAUUGUUUUCAUUUCAGUAGCUCUAAUGGCACACUGCAGGUUACGGUGCUCACCAUAAAAUCAAAUUCUCAAAUUCCUCAGUUGCUUCAAAACAUUUCAAGCGUGCGUGCAAUAUGUUUAUUUCAGAAGGUUACAAAGGGAGGUGACAGAUAUAACCUAGUCUUGAUUUUAGAAGUGUUUUAGAUCUACAGAUAUCGUUCAUCCUCGAUCACACAGAAUAAAUAAAGGUUGGUUAUAGGUGAUUUGUUUGAUAGCGAACAAUCUUGAAGUAAUCUCUGUGUGCAGUGAUGGAAAGUGUUUGUGUAUUGUCUUCUCCUGCACUACAUUUCAAAGGCAAAUAUAUUACUUCUUACGUCUUACAUAAUUUACGACUUAAGUUGUAGCUUUUUUAUAGGCUCAGAUGAGACUUGCUCGAUGCCCAGGGGGAAAUUUACAAGCUACUCAAAGGGUUUAAAAUGAGCCCAACCUUUGCCAGCAGCAGCAUAACAUUAAUGUGCACGGUAUCAUCCAGUACUAUAAUUAAAGUUCUUUUACUUUUGGUAUUUUAAGUAUAUGUUGAUGCUAAUAUUUGUACUUUUACUAACGUAAAAUGUUAAAUGCAGGACUUAGUUUAAGAGUAUUUUACACUGUGGUGUUGCUACUUUAAAGUCAAAGAUCUGAGUUCUUCUUCUACUGCUCUGUUUGCACAUUUGAGUGUAGAGUAAGCCAUGUUAAGGGCUAUCCUAAAUCUGUGGAAUUCAUGAUAUCACACUAUGCAGAUAGAUCACCUGUGCCAAACAUGUCCAAACCUAGCUAUCAGUAAUCCACAGCAGCCAGGGAUUACUGAGUUACACCUCGACCCCCCUCCACAGCCCAAACUCCCUGAAGAGUCCCCCCUCCCACUACCACAAACAACACUAGAUAGUCCCAAAGCGCAGGCCCACAGCCAACAAGCGCACAAGGGUCAGAUCCUGGAUGCAGAGUGAGGGAACAAGAGCUGCUGAAUCAGCUUUAAAAUGCACAAAGGGAAGUUUAAAGGUUAAGUGAAGUAUUAACUCUGCUGCUGUGAAUUGAUCAGCAUCAAGAUUAUUUUUUAAAGCCAUUUUGUAACAAAACUGAUCUGCAAAACUGUCUAUUCUCCAUCAUAAUCAGUUGUGCAAUAUUUAUAAGUUGCAUUCGUAUUUUUUUUUUUUUUUAAUGGAACUGGAUCGUUUUGGAUAGUUUGUGAUAAAGACGAUGGUUAAAUUUGUAUGUUUACAUGUCACAUGGGAUUAAGUAAUAAAUGAUUUUACUGUCAAA
Messenger RNA from Epinephelus moara (kelp grouper), 3689 nucleotides. It is a transcript of the gene slc46a1, whose product is annotated as solute carrier family 46 member 1. Bases 464 to 1948 code for a protein of 494 amino acids. Gene Ontology annotation, biological process: transmembrane transport. Gene Ontology annotation, molecular function: transmembrane transporter activity. The transcript has 6 exons. Lineage: Eukaryota; Metazoa; Chordata; Actinopteri; Perciformes; Serranidae. Gene Ontology annotation, cellular component: plasma membrane. The record is from RefSeq and is a predicted model, not a curated record.